This is a messenger RNA of Erigeron canadensis, 1796 nucleotides long. RefSeq names its product U-box domain-containing protein 3-like. NCBI's taxonomy places the organism in Eukaryota, Viridiplantae, Streptophyta, Magnoliopsida, Asterales, Asteraceae. Bases 563 to 1537 code for a protein of 324 amino acids. The transcript is spliced from 2 exons. The record is from RefSeq and is a predicted model, not a curated record. Gene Ontology annotation, molecular function: protein binding. Gene Ontology annotation, cellular component: nucleus; cytoplasm.
ACCCGGGUUUGAUUAACUAGUAUUAGAACAAAAAACCCUUGCUUUUUCUUAUCAUUUGCUUUCUUUUCUUAUCUAAAAAAAUUUAAGAAUAGAGAAACUUAAACUUUUCCAAUCCUUUUUUAUCUUAUCCGAUCAAAAAUAAACCGAAGAAUGGAGUGUAAGUCACACACAGUUGCGUUUUAGGCUGCGAAUAGUAAAAUCUUGUUCAUAUAGAAGUUUAAAUAAUAGAAAUGGCAAUAGAGGAUGAAUUUAUACACAUGGGAUAGUUUAUUUAUUUACAUGAAAGCUAGUGCAGUCUCUUCUAUAUAAAGAAAGUUUCAAAAAGAUCCCAAUCCCCAACUCUAAACAGUCGCCGGAAAAAGUUGCCUAAUUUAACAUAUGGUCCAUGGGGAAUAGUAGCCUUUGCUUCUCUUCCAAAUUUACUCAUUAAAGGAACAAAAAAAAAAGCAUAUCAGACUACUUGCAACAUCAAGUCAAGUAACUAAUAUAUACUCUCCUAUAUUAACUUGCUUCAUUUGCAUACCAUAUCACAAAAAAAAAAAAAAAGUACAUACCCGAAAUCAUGGCUGAAGUUCAGGUCGUGCAAGCACUUUUAUUCGGUGAUCAUGAAGCCAAGGUUGUGGCUGCUGAGACGGUUAUACAUCUCACGAACAAGCAGAGACAGAGAUUGGUUGAUAAUGGAGCCAUUCCUCCUAUUGUCUCCAUGCUUCAUGCCUCUCGAGAUUUAAAAUCCGUAGAGUCUGCAAUUUUUGCUCUGCUCAGUCUUGCAUAUGGCAGUGAAAGAAACAAGAUUUGGAUUGCAAAGUCAGGAGCAAUUCCUCUACUUUUAAACAUCAUACAAUCUGAAAUCCAUCCAUUGGUGGAUCAUGCAAUAGCAGCACUUUUGGUCUUAUCAUCAUGCUCAGCAAACAAACCAUCAAUGGCAGACUCGGGUGCCAUUCAAGUUCUAAAUGAAACACUUCUUAAAAACAAUAACACCCAAGUAAACCUCGAUAUCAUAGUCACUCUCCAUAACCUAUCACCGUGGAUUCCCACCGCUCUCUUAUCAUAUACAUCAUCUUGUUUAAUCCAUCUCAUUAACGAGUCUGAAAAAUCAUCAAAAUUAGUUGAAAAAUCAAUGGGUUUACUUGAAAACAUUGUUUCUGUAUCGGAUGUUGCCCUGAGAGAGAUCGGUUUGACCAAUGUCGGGAUUCAGGAACUUGUCGAGACUAUAGAAGAAGGUUCAAAGCAGUCUAAGGAGUAUGCAGUUGGGAUACUGUUAAUGAUAUGCGAGAGUGGUAAGGAAAAAUACAGGGGGAUGAUUUUAAGAGAAGGGGCGAUUCCUGGAUUACUAGAGCUUAGUAUUGAUGGAACAAAACGAGCUAAAGGAAAAGCAAAAUCACUGCUUCGGCUUUUGAGGGAUUGUUCAGGUAACUGUAGAAGUGAAAGAUCAAAGAAUGUGGUUUUCGAGCAGGUAAUGGGGGAGAUUGAUAGAGGUGAAAUGGGAGAAAUGGAGCUUGGAAUGAUGGAGGAGAUGAUUGCUAGGCUUACUACAUGAUGAAUCUUCUUAUGUAGGAAAAAACAAGUUCACAAUGUUUGUGAUGUAUAUAUAUUAUCCAUUUCAUGUAUGGAAUUAAAUUCCAGCUGAUUAUAGUUAGAAGAGUAAUUUCAAGACGACAUUUUAACAAGUUAAAUAAAUAUGUAUGAAGAACUCUACGCUAAACAACGGUCGAAAGGGUUCAAACUGACUUGCUAAAGGUCUACAAACUUCUUAUUUUCCAUUUUUCUAUCAUAAUGACGUUAAAUCGUUUUUGUUA